Lathyrus sativus (Indian pea) is the source of this 1449-nucleotide messenger RNA. NCBI's taxonomy places the organism in Eukaryota, Viridiplantae, Streptophyta, Magnoliopsida, Fabales, Fabaceae. The record is from the annotation of a GenBank genome assembly.
AUGGAAUCAGAGAAACGCUAUGCUUCAGCUUCUUCUUCUCUCACCCCUACUUCUUCGUCUUCAUCUUCCUCUUCGUCUCCGUCCGAGGAGAUUGAGGCGGCUGAGACUCUAGCUUACCUUGCGCGAUUAGCAAUGCGCCGCCACACUACUCAUUCCACCGAUAAUUGCUGCACCAAACGAUUCGACCUCGACUCACAUAUUCCUCACUCGGAUCUUCCUCCGCCUAGUAGGGGCCAAGGUGUUGCAGGUCAGCAGCUAGAUGAGAAAGUAUCGUGCACUUCAUCCAUAGAAACAGAAAGGAAUCAGCAAAAUGACCGCUUAAGAAACAUCAAGGUGGAGCAGGAUGCUGAUUUAUCUAAGACUAGUCACUGCAACAAGUCAAGACGUAAUUUAACAGAGGAAGAAAAAGAAGCACGGAGGAUACGAAGGGUAUUGGCAAAUAGAGAGUCCGCUAGGCAGACAAUUCGCCGCAGGCAGGCUCUGAGUGAGGAGUUAAGCAGAAAAGCUGCCACCUUAGUGCUGGAAAAUGAAAACCUAAAGAGAAAGAAGGAGCUGGCUUUGAAAGAGUAUCAGUCUUUAGAGACUACAAAUAAGCUCUUAAAAGCACAAGUAUCUAAGUCAAUAAACACGAAAGUGGAAAAAACUCCUGUUGCGCAGGAGUUAUCUAUGGCCGAUGUAGCACCUAUGUCUGGUAAUAGUCCAUGGUUUCAUUAUAACCAUUUUCCGGUUAGACAAUUAUUUUGGCCCUCCAUCUUUCAAUCUUCUAAUCAAGUUCAUACACCAUUUAACUCCGCCAUUCCAUCACAUGUAUACAUACCAUGUUCUUCUGAGUCUGAACCUCCUCACAAGAAAAAUAACCUUAUAAAUGACAAUCAAACACAAAAGCCAUUGUACAUGUUUCCAUGUCCUUGGUUAUACCCUCCUCCAGAUAUUGGAAAUGGACAGCCACCGGCUUCCAGAUGCAUAGAAGAUAAACAAGAUAAUCUUCCUCCAGAUAAACAAUGCAGUACUAGUUUAUCCUUAAAUAGAGCAGGAAAUGGGAGUUAUCAUGCAACUCUACCUAUCAAAUUGAAAACAGAACCUACUGACCGGACCGAAUCCAGAUCUAGUAGUGGCCCUGGUCACACCACUCCAAGUUUUUCUUUGGAUGGAAUUGAGCAGAAAAAAAGAUGUCACAAUAUAGAAAAGUUCCAUAGACCUGCAUUUGAUUGUAAUAGACAUGCUUUUGUAGUCAAGCAAGAACCCGAGCUUCAGUUAAAUUUGGCUUCCAACACCAAGGCAUCUUCAACAGCUUCUGGUAUCACAGCUUCUUCACUGGAAAAGAAACAAGAACAGUUCAUAUGUAAAGGAAAAAAUCUAGCGGAUGCAGUUGCUGCGGCAGAGGCACGAAAGAGGAGAAAGGAACUAACAAAGUUAAAAAGUAACCAAAGCCGCCGGAUGGAGUGUUGA